This is a messenger RNA of Numida meleagris (helmeted guineafowl), 1389 nucleotides long. RefSeq names its product osteoclast stimulatory transmembrane protein (gene OCSTAMP). The record is from RefSeq and is a predicted model, not a curated record. NCBI's taxonomy places the organism in Eukaryota, Metazoa, Chordata, Aves, Galliformes, Numididae. Bases 1 to 1389 code for a protein of 462 amino acids. The transcript is spliced from 3 exons. Gene Ontology annotation, cellular component: membrane.
AUGCAGAGCCUACAGACAGGACUGGGGCACGUCUUUGCUUGUUCUUUGUACAGAGCACAUGACUACGCCUAUUGUGAAGAUUCCCUGUUCCCAAAGCUGCAUAGGAUCAUGACAGAGCAAUGGUCCAUAUACUCCAAACCAGUCCCAGCAGAUGGCCGGGAGCUGUGGACCCUAUUUCUGCAGUGCUCCUGCAUCACCGCGCUGCUCGGAGGUCUCUUCUACAACUGGCUCCUUGCAUCCCUGGAGUACCCGCGGCACAUCUCCAUCGCGAUGGCCAUCACCUUCAGCCUGCUCCUCCUCCUCGCCCUGUUCUUGGUGCACCCUGUGCGCUGUGCCUUCAGCAUUGCCAUGCCGACCUUGGGAACCAAGCAGGGCCAGAAGCUCCUCUUGUCAGCCUGCAUCAUGAUAGUGGUGGUUAACAUCACCCCCAACAUCAUCAGCAACAUCAAGACCCUACUGCAAGUCAUCCUGUGCAUCUCCAAGAAUUCCUCCGAGAGCCUUUUGAACUCCACUGCUCUGCUGGAGAACGCUUCCCGGAAGCUGGGGGAUGAAAUGCAAAAUUACGCUAUUUUGAGGCCCAUGGAUGGACAUUUCCAGUUUUCACUGAUGAAGAACAGCUCCUUGAUUAACCAGCAGGUGCACCUCACUGGUGAGAAAGCCAGGAGGGAUUUUUUGUCUGUCGAGGUGCUGGUCAAAGAUUGCGUGCGAGCGGGCAACAGACUGGUGGCUGCCUUCUCCGUGCUCUUCCUCUGCUUUGAGUCUGCCUGGUACUUGAAGAAUUACCUCACCAACCUCCGCUUCGACAACGUUUACAUCACCAAGAAGCUGCAGCGUUUGGCUGAGGAUGGAGGAGCUGCCCACUUGUUGGUGGGCUCACCCCACCACCUCAUCCGCCCCACGGGCCUCAGGCUGUCCCGCGAGGAGCUGACACUGUGCCUGGCCCAGGCACUGCGCCCCUCAGUGGCCCUGCUGCUGGUGCUGGUGGUGGUGGCCUUGGAGCACCUCGUCUUUGGCGUGGCGGAUACGGUGGUGAGGAGGAUGGCUCAGCUCUCCACAGUGCCUGUCACGCUCAGCAUCAAAUACCAGGCUGGAAUAGACAUCUUGAAAAUCCCAGUUCCCCUGAGGGACUUUAAUAGGAGCUACCGCCACUCCCUGACCUUCAGCUCUGCCCGCUGCGGGAUCAGCUCCCCAGUACCCCCCAACCCCUCCGUGCUGCUGGCUGUGGGGCUGCUCUUCUGCAUUAUCUAUGCCACCGUGUUUCUGGAAACCUACGCACGCCGCCUGUGCAGGAAAAUCGCUGCUUCCUUCUUUGAGAGCCGGGAGGAGGAGCGGGCACAUUACCUCUAUGGCAAGCUGUCCCGGCAGUGCAACGAGACACAACGUGGCUGA